Molecule: messenger RNA, 2560 nt
Organism: Asterias rubens (European starfish)
Lineage: Eukaryota; Metazoa; Echinodermata; Asteroidea; Forcipulatida; Asteriidae
Product: recQ-mediated genome instability protein 1-like
Exons: 14
Coding region: 123-2438 (771 amino acids)
Biological process (GO): double-strand break repair via homologous recombination; resolution of meiotic recombination intermediates
Cellular component (GO): RecQ family helicase-topoisomerase III complex; nuclear body
Molecular function (GO): nucleotide binding
Source: RefSeq, a predicted model, not a curated record
CGAUACGACCUCCACUUCCAGAAAAGAUACAAAGUUGUUAAAGUUAUGUUGAUAAAUUGAUAGUAAGUUGACAAGAAGAAAGGAAGUAAUGUUGCUGUGAAGAUAGAGUAGUUAGGAACACAAUGAAUUUGCAGGUUCAAGAAGUUACUGCGUUUCUCAAGGCCAGACAUGUUCCAGUUAUUGAUGAGUGGACAGUCGAGUGCCUCGACUGGCUCAAGCAAGAAUACCAGGGUCAGAAUAUAACUUCAGAUGAGAUGAAGGAGAACGUUUACGAUCAGUGGCUAGAUUCAGAUCUUAAAGAAAUUGCAGCGCCGUCUCUACCUCAGAAUAUAUCACAGCAGAAGAAAACACUACUCUCUGGCAAUUAUGCUCUCCAGAUUAAUUCGUUGCAAGAUGUCAGCAUGCCUGCCUAUGGUCAGCUAGUCAAGCUGCAAGGGAAAGAGAAUGAAAAUGUUCUUGUGUGUGCGACGCAGCAGACCCAGCAAACGCAAAACAAGUUUGAGCCCAAGUCGAACCGGAUGCUUAUGCUUCAACUGACUGAUGGUCACCAGUCGUUAGAAGGCAUGGAGUACCAGCCAAUACCAGGUCUCAGUGUAGACACAUCACCUGGCACUAAGAUUAUGGUGUGCGGAAGCGUGCAGUGUCGGCUUGGUGUACUUCUCCUUACAGCUCAGAGUGUUCAAGUUCUUGGUGGUGAUGUAGAGGGGUUAUUAGAAACAAACUCAAAGCUACAAAUUCUGUCGAAUGCUCUUGGAGUGGAUGGGAGUCAGGUCAGCCAGCAGGAACCAGUUCAAACUGCAUCUAACCGCCGAGAACCAGUCAUCCAAGAGACUAUUGAUCUCACAAUAAACACCAACAGCAGUAAUGACAAUGUAAACAGCAAUGCUUUUAGAAACACUGGUACCCAUCAAGUGUUACCCAGCAGGACGAAUGAGGCAGCGUUUGAUGAUGAAGUAGGAUUCAGUGAUGACCUCGGGGAUGACCUGGAUGCCUUAAUGCUGAAUGAAAUCCAACAGAUUGAAGAGAUGGACAGGAUACAACAAAUGGCAAGCAGUGCUGAUGAGGAAACAGAAUGGCCAGCCGAUGUCGACAUUGAUGAGGUGUGGUUGGAACAAGUAGAGCAUAAUCACAACGUCGAGGGACCUGAUCAUCAAGGACAGAACAUUCCAACUGCUUCCAGUUCCUCAAUCCGAAAUCGUCAAGAUGUCAAGAAAGUCCAGGAAGAAACCACUUCUACUCACCUCAAGGCGAGCACAGCUUCGUACCAAACAACGACAAACAGAAGUUUCCCUUUAGGAAGCAAAGUUAACAACAGUGAUGGUUACGUACAGACUGGCGUCAAACUGCAAGAUAAGAAAACUGAAGUUAGAAUAACUAAACCCACUGGUGUGCGUUUAAACAAAGUUGUGGCGUUGGAUGAAGGUAAAACAAAACCAGAGUUAAACAGUUUUUCUGCUGAUAGAUCGGAGUUCCUUCCAGAAAGGCAUAGCAGUCUCACCUCUGUUUCUACAAACUCAAACAAACUUGUAAAUAACAGAAGCCAGAAUUCAAAUCGUCAGCCAGAUUCUUCUGGGCUUAAGUCCCGAAUUAAUCCAGGCCAAACUUCAUGUACGUCAAAGACAGUCUCCCCGAGUUCUACUAACGUAGUUUCAGAGUCAAAACAAUGGAAUCAACAGAUAAGACCAGCACUUCAAAAAGACACCAGCAGCUCCAGAAGUAAUUAUAAGAAAAACUUACAGACAGUUUCAGGAAAGCCUGUGCCAGCGACGGGGAUCGCUGCACGUAUAACCAAAGAGCCCUCGGGCAAAGACACAUCUGAUCCGUCCAUUUUAUCUCCUGCAUCAACUGUCGAGACACCAAAUGCUACCUCAUGCAUACAACCCAGUGGGGCUGAUGCAUUUGAAGCCAAUGGAUCUAACGUAUUUGAGGAUGCAAGUUCUGCCAAACGAAGAAGAUUACGUUCAAGUGAAGGUGUUGCCAUCAAGGAAAGCUCUCCCACAGUCACUUUGUUAUCUGUCAUGUCCAGGAUUCAAGCUCAAGAAAUCUUCACAUUCAAUAUUAAGGGCUUUGUUGUCACGCUUCUUUCCCCUUUGUCCCGUAAAGAUGGCUACUGGAGCAUUUUGGCAAAGAUCAGCGACAAAACGGCAUCAGUGGAUGUAGAGUUAUCAAAUCAGGUACUCACACUGCUAAUAGGAUUCUCCGUUCCCGAAAUGACACAAAUGAAGAAAUCUCUUAAAUCUUUGGAGGCAACUGAAGCAAAAGAUCUUGAAAAAAAACUACGCCAGGGUUUGGCACAGUGCCAGAAAUCAUUAAUUGAUAUGCACUGUCUCAUGACCAUCAAAGUGCGAUUGGAUGAAGAGCGCCCUCUGGUGACGAUGGUGGGAACGACAAGUCCAGAGGACAUAGCAACCAAGUUCAGAGAAGUUCCGAAGCAGUGAUCGACUAGAACUACACUGGCAGGAAAAUCACACAGUAGAUGUCCUUUAAAGUUGCUAUGUCAGAUUUUUGGCCCCAAACAUUAAAAAAUAUUUUUUUUUUUUAGUGAAUGGUAUUUCAAAGA